AGACAUCAUCUGCUUUCGGCUUUUUUGAGUAUGUGUCUGAGUAUUGGAAUGUGUUUUGUCUUGCAGACACCAGUAACCUAAAUACUGAACAAAAUGAUUCCUGGACCUCUGAGAACUGCUGGCUUGACGCUUCUGUGAAGGGCCAGAUGGAGACCAAGGCAGAGGAUGAUGGGCUUCGGAAAUCCCUGGAUAGAUUCUAUGACAUGUUUGGCCAUCCCCAGCCAGCCGCUAGAAAUCCACUCUCCGCCUCUGUCUGCCAGUGCCUGUCUCAGAAAAUCAACGAACUGAAGGGCCAGGAGAGCCAAAAGUAUGCCCUUCGCAGUUUUCAGAUGGCCCGGGUCAUCUUCAACCGGGAUGGCUGCUCGGUCUUACGGAGGCAUUCCAAGGACGCCCACUUCUACCCACCAGGAGAAGGACGUGUGUCUCUGGAUGAUGAAAAGCCAACCCCGGGACUUUCAAAAGACAUCCUGCAUUUCCUCUUGCAGCAGAACGUGAUGAAAGACCUCUAAGUAGCACCCAGUGGUAAGAGUAGGCAGUGUGGAGGACGGCCGGCCCUGUGGCCCACACUGUCGGUGCCCCCCCAUCCCCUGGGGCCUCUCCGGCCAGCCCUGUGGGUCCAGCCCCCCCCCCACCCCGUGAGCUGAUAGUGG
Molecule: messenger RNA, 650 nt
Organism: Ailuropoda melanoleuca (giant panda)
Lineage: Eukaryota; Metazoa; Chordata; Mammalia; Carnivora; Ursidae
Product: shieldin complex subunit 1-like
Exons: 1
Biological process (GO): positive regulation of isotype switching; negative regulation of double-strand break repair via homologous recombination; positive regulation of double-strand break repair via nonhomologous end joining
Cellular component (GO): site of double-strand break
Source: RefSeq, a predicted model, not a curated record